AACGUAAACAAACGUGCCGGCCACUGGCUACUUAGCGCGUGCGGUCGGCAGCGCACUCCUGAUCCGGACUCCGUGCGUGAGGGGUGGUGUGCUGUGGACGGAGGACCGACCGCCAGCUCUGAGGGUUUUCGUGCCUCUGCUGAAAGAACGUUACCACGAUGGCGCGGAGACAGCCGCUGCAGCAGCCGCCAGGGGGCGGUCUCCAGACACCGCCGGUGACCACUGAGAUCAUGAAGGAGGCUCGCCGCUACCAGACGGUGGACACGGUGACCAGCUGGCCACUCGUCUACAACACGUCCACCGAGCUGGGCGACUACUACACCUCACUCAAGAAGCGGAGCGACUCGGGUCGUCUGGUUCUCUCGUUCGCUGAGACGCUACUCGGUCUCUACUGCCGGCUAAUCGUGCUGCCCGUGGCACGAUCCCCGUUCGCGCGCACACCACUCAAGAUCGGCGAUCACUUCAGCAUCAAGGGCGUUCGUCUUCUGGAGCGGGCUGUACCGCGACUCAAAGACAAGGCUGAUCCCAUGUCUUUGGACGGGGAGCUGCUGGUGACGGCUCUCUUUCUGCCGCUGAGUCUGUGUCUGGCCUCGGCACGCGGUGUUCUUCAGUGGGCUGCUCAGCAGUAUGUCAGCGUGUUCCCGCCUCUCAGGGAAGCUGCCAGAGAUUUUGACACCAAGAGUCUGCUGGGCCAGUGGGUGACGCUGCUGCUGAUGACGUACAUCUACCUACCGCUGCAGUUCGUCUCUCAUCCCUCGGAGACUCUGCAGCACGCUUUCGCCGUCCCCUCGCGGGUCACGUGGGCGGUGGUGAACUGGAACAUCGGUAACAUUCUGGCCGUGUUACACGAGGUCUCCGACUGGGUCCAGUGGACCAGCGACACGGCCGCCUACUGUUUCUACGCCUGGCUCGGCCUGGUCAUCGCUGCCACCGAGUACGCGUACUACAUCUGCUUCAAAGUGACCGGUCUGGAGAGCAGCCUGAUGUCGCUGGUCAAGAUGGUGCGGGACUACAUCGAGAGGGGUGACGGCGCCAUCGCCAGGCUCAUCAGCUCUCUGGCGCAGACGCCGGCCGGACAGUGGGUCAGUGACGUAUUCGCCCACUCGGAGCUGGGCCUGGUGCGACUGCUGCGCGCCAUCUGGUACGGCGCCGAUGGACGCGAGGAACUGAAGAGGAACCGCCGGCCGGGCGGACGGAGCGUCCGAAUGGCGCUGCCCGAGGAGGGACCGCGCCCGCUGCCCAUGCCAGACACGGAUGGCCACAGCUCGCGCCACAACGACCAUUGAGGGGGAAGGAAGAACCGUUCAACGUCGUAGUGUUGGAGAGUCAUGCAUCGUGUCAGCCAGUGAGGAAGAAAGGAAACGUCUCUGCCCAUCGGUAUCGACUAUAGACUGAUCUGUGAAUCACCCGUGUAGCUGUCACGUCCGUCGCUCUCGGGGGGCGAGCGACGACUGGCGGAUAGCGCCGCGCACAACGCAUGCGCGUCGUCGUGCCGUCAGCUGAUAGUGCGUGAGCGUACGUUACCUUUAACAAUCAUAUAACUAGCGUUAUCUUAUGUUAACUUCUGUAAUGUUUCCCAGCUCCCUUUACCUCCAUCUCUCGUUGUCACCGUUGGCUGUUGAUCGGCCUCCCGUCUCUCGUGGCCUACCGAAUGAUAAAUCGGUAUUCGUAAAUCACUUCGAACAGUACUUUGUGGGGGAAUAGGACAUGUCGUUUUUACCUCUAGACAACUCAUCCCGACUGUCUUCACCGGCACCCCCCCCCCCCAUAGACCGAUAAGCGCUAGUUUACACAUUUAUUUCUCUAUCAACACACCCCACAAUCAAGGUUGUGCAAACCAUAAGAGCGUCAGUGACGUCAAGUACAUUUGUGUGAACGAGUUUUGGCAGAUAGUGCUAGCUUUAUGAGUUCUUGCCCGCCCAUGGCAAUAUUGUAUGGAUCGGGCACAGCUAAGUUAGAGGCAUUGUGCAGCUCUUAAAACGCGUUUUUUUUUCUGAAUAGUACCACGAGCCUCACUUAAACGCGAUGUCGCACAGUUAUGGUGAUACGAUACGAUCUGUCAUUAUGCAAUGCUAUAAUAUACCUGGUUAAAAAUUAUGCAUGCAAAAUAUUUUUGUGCUAGGAUAAGUUUACAUCUCAGAUUGACAGAACUGAUAAAUUCGUUUUAGGAUGUGCCAUAUAUUGACGAGCGGAUGGCCCGGGGGUCGGCUAUGCAUGCAAAUAGAGUUGCACUUUUGUUUUAAUGCGGAAUGCGGAUGCAGUGGCCCAGCAAGGCUUCCACUGCGUUUCCCAAUCAAGGAAAAACAUAUCGUGACUCUCCAAUGGCGGAUUGGUUGAUAUAUUUACAUAGAUUUAUGUUAUUGCUGGUCGGUCAUGCCUAUCGCCCCGUAACGAAAUUUAUUUAUGGAAUUUUUAUGCAUCUGUCAUUAUGUUGUUCUCGACAUACAAAAGAUGUAAUUGCAAGACUGCGAGUACCGAUAUUCUUGUUCGUUUCAAUAUACCUACUUACAAGUUA
Messenger RNA from Amphibalanus amphitrite, 2515 nucleotides. RefSeq lists its product as uncharacterized. The coding region runs from base 159 to 1286 and encodes 375 amino acids. The transcript is spliced from 8 exons. NCBI's taxonomy places the organism in Eukaryota, Metazoa, Arthropoda, Thecostraca, Balanomorpha, Balanidae. The record is from RefSeq and is a predicted model, not a curated record.